Silurus meridionalis is the source of this 3231-nucleotide messenger RNA. RefSeq names its product FAST kinase domains 1 (gene fastkd1). Gene Ontology annotation, cellular component: ribonucleoprotein granule; mitochondrial matrix. The transcript has 15 exons. The record is from RefSeq and is a predicted model, not a curated record. Bases 498 to 3005 code for a protein of 835 amino acids. Gene Ontology annotation, molecular function: RNA binding. Gene Ontology annotation, biological process: mitochondrial RNA processing; regulation of mitochondrial mRNA stability. Lineage: Eukaryota; Metazoa; Chordata; Actinopteri; Siluriformes; Siluridae.
GCAAUUGUUGAAACUUAAAACGCCAAAUUAGCCGUGUAUUAAAAAAAAUCCCCACAGUGGUUCCUUUAGAGACAUUAACAGAAACUCGUUAUAAUAGCCCGGUUUAAUCCGACAGCAACUGUUGUUAGUGUAAAAUAAAUUCCUAUAUUCAAUUUAUUUAAUUUAUAUUUCCUAUGAUUCGGAGCUAGCUAACUAACCAAAUGUUCCCACGUGAGUUGAGGAUAGGUCAAACCUGCCCGCUAACACCACGAAACCAUAUCAUGUCUUUGUGAAUACAGUUUAAGUGAGUUUCAGGUCUUUUUUAUUGUGUCAUAGUCCCAAAAGUUGCACUAUAUUUUAUAGUUGAUAAUGACACCCUGUUUGUGAUGUGGGGUUAGAGUACAAGUUUUCCUGUUACUUUGACGACCCCUUUGACAGCUCCAUCUUCCGCUCUAGGAGUUCCAGUUCUGAAGAGUGUAAUAUGAAGAGCAGGCUGCUUUCCUGACCUGUUUGCGGUCAUGUUCAGGCUCCGUGCCUUGUGCUGGCACCCUCACAGAUUGUUUCAUCAUGGCACUGUGUGUCAUGACCAUAUCCUGGGGCAGCUCAGGGCCUGCACGGCUGAGGACCAGCUCUUUGACGUGGUGAGCAAGAACAAGGUGAAGCUCUCAGUCAGUCAUGUGGGCUUUGCCGUGGGCCUGCUGUGGCAGUUUCAGAGGGAGAGACCAGAAAUGCUGCGGACGGUCAAACUGAUCCGAGCUCAUCCACAGUUCCUCACACUUCGAGUUCUGGCUGAGAACAAAAUCAGCCUGAUGGAUGAUGCAACGGUGGUGGACAUACUUUAUGGUGGACUCAGACUGCAAAUUGAACCACAUGACUCUCUCAUCCAGCAGCUGGUGAUUGAAGCCUGGAACAGAUUAGAAAGAUUCCCCAUGACAACUCUGUCAAAGUUAUCUAUUUGUUUAAAUGACCUGGGGCUGCACCACAGUCCACUGAUGGGUCACAUUGUUGAGAUUGUGAGUCAGAAGCUGGAUUCAAUAGAAGAUGCCAGAGUGUUGACGACGCUCAUGAUCAGCAUGUCGUCGCUGCUGUCUGCCCGCUUACGGGACGCGCUGAUUGAAAAGGCUGAGAUCCUGUUGGACAGCAUGGACGCGUCCCAUUAUAACAAUCCUAGGAGGGUAGUGCAGUUCCUCCGCCAUAUCAAGUUCAUUCAUCGACCUUUGUUGGAAAAAUGCAGUCACAUUCUACUUAAAAAUAUCCCUAAUCUGGAUGUGGAGAACCUCAGUAUUAUAGUGACACUGUAUCGGUCCCUUCCGUUCAGCAACUGGGACUUUAGACAGGCUGCAAUGGAGAGGCUGGUGGAGCUGAUGGACUCGUGCACUGAUCCGGAGUCUUUUACAAAGCUCUUUACUGCUUUAGGUCCCCUGGCAGGACCAGCGAUCAGAGAAAGGUUGGAAAGUACAGCACUGCUGCUGGCUGAUCAGCUAAAUGCUCAACAAGCUCUAGUAAUUGCUGAGACACUGGAGGAGACACAGAGCCGGAACUUUCAACUCAUUAAUAAGAUUGCAGCCGUACUGCACAGGAAUUUGGAGGUGUAUAGGCCGGUAGAGAUCGCAAAGACCAUCCAGGCGCUUGUUCUGCUGCACUGUCAGAGUCCUGAGCUCUUCUCCAGCCUGAGGUGCAUUGUGCUCCGUUACUUACAGACCUGUGUGCACAUAUACGAGGUGACCAUGCUAACCCGUGUGCUUGCCAUGCUGCCCUCCGCACGAAUCGAGGACUCGGUCUUCUCUCGCAUCGAUGCCGUGCUGCCUCAAUGCAACCUGAUCGGUUUAAGUUCACUCACAACAGCUGUUGCUAAAUGGAUGCGGAAUGAUCCCUCCUAUGGCCAGACCACUCACAGCAGGUACAUACAUGUGCUGCAGAGCCUAAACCGCCGUGCACAUGAUCGAGUCCACGCAGCCAAGAGACUGGACCUGCUCAUGGACGAGCUUAAAUUCAUGUCAGGGGAAUGGUUUGAGGAGAUGCUGCUCGAGGAGACGGUUGUGGUGCUUCAGAAGUUGGCAGAUCAGCUCACCUGGAUCAACAUGCUAGACCUGGUUCUAUUUUUGACCAGGACCACCUAUCGCUCUACUUUGCUGCUGGACCGAAUCGCCAGUGUUGCCUUAGAAAACACACACAAGAUUCAUUACUCUGCAAUUUAUGCCACUUUACUCCCAUUUGCUCUACUUAACUACGACUCUCCAAAGGUGGACGAGUUAUUUGAUGCUUACAUUCAGCAUUGUCCCACCAAAAUCGGUUCGUUUGAGCCUCACAUGUUGGUCCUGUUGGCUUACAUUUUGGCUCUGACCAACCGCUUCCCAGAGCCUCUAAUCAGAGAAAUAUUCCGAGUGGAUUUUUUGGCGAGGCUGGAUGCACAGCUUGAGACAUUACCAAGUGCUCAGAACAUGCGAGUACGUUCCCGCUUGAUGCAGCUGAACCGCGCCUUGUGUCUCGAGUGCCCAGAGUUCCAGGUGCCCUGGUUCCAUGAGCGUUACUGCAUGCAGCUCCAUAAGAGAGACCACAGCUCAGUUAAUCUCGCCCAGCAGCAGAUCCACAGGAUGCUGGGAGAAGUGCUUGGCGGCAUCAACUGUGUCAAAGUAGGAGGUUUGACUCCGUACUUCUACACUGUUGACUAUGAGUGCGUCUUGGAUCACAAUCAGCAGGCGAUACCUUACAGUAAACUGAGUGACUUGCAGAUCAACGAAGAUGGCAAGGUGCACUGGGACUCUGGGACAGAGAAGGAAAGGACAGAGCUACCUCCAGGUGCUAAGCGUAUUGCUAUAGAGUUCCUGAAUUCCAAGUCCUUCUGCAAACACUCACAGCAUGUUAAAGGAGAUGUCCUGAUGAGAAAGAGACAUCUGGAGAUUUUAGGAUAUCAUGUUCUGCAGGUUCCUCACUUUGAAUGGAACUCUAUGGAGCUUUCAACACCUGAGGCCUGGAAGGAAUAUUUGCGAAAUAGGUUAUUCACAGAACUUCCCAAAGUCACAUAAACUUUCCGAGCACCAAGAAAUCCACUCUUCAUCUCUGGAUAUUCAUUCUAGAGAGUGUGGCUAUUGAUGGACUGCAUAUGAUGUGCAAAUACCUCAUUCUUAUAUUCAAUACAAGAAUACAGAGAAAUACCACAUUGUCAGUAAUGUCUACUGUGAGUUUUUAUUAAUUGUAUAUAUUGCAAUAUAAAUAUUAUUUCUGUAAUAAACAAACUCAUUUCAAAUGUCA